Molecule: messenger RNA, 918 nt
Organism: Arxiozyma heterogenica
Lineage: Eukaryota; Fungi; Ascomycota; Saccharomycetes; Saccharomycetales; Saccharomycetaceae
Gene: RRP45
Product: exosome non-catalytic core subunit RRP45
Exons: 1
Coding region: 1-918 (305 amino acids)
Biological process (GO): nuclear mRNA surveillance; nuclear polyadenylation-dependent mRNA catabolic process; TRAMP-dependent tRNA surveillance pathway
Cellular component (GO): cytoplasmic exosome (RNase complex); nuclear exosome (RNase complex)
Molecular function (GO): mRNA 3'-UTR AU-rich region binding
Source: RefSeq, a predicted model, not a curated record
AUGGCAAAAGAUAUUAUAGUAUCUAAUUCAGAAGCAAAAUUUAUACUAGAGACAUUAAAAAUAAAUCAAAGACUAGAUGGACGUAAAUUUACCGAUUUUAGAGAUGUGACUAUUACCUUUGGUAAAGAGUACGGUGAUGUAAUGGUCACUUUAGGUGACACUAAAGUUCACUGUCGUAUAAGUUGUGAGAUUACACAACCAUAUGAAGAUAGACCAUUUGAAGGGCUUUUUCUCAUAUCCACUGAAUCAACGCCAAUGGCUGGUGCACAAUUUGAAAAUGGGAAUAAUGUUGGUGAGGAUGAAGUGUUAAUAUCACGUAUCAUUGAAAAGGCAGUCAGGAGAUCCAGUGCAUUAGACAUUGAAGGCUUAUGUAUUAUUGCCGGUUCAAAAUGCUGGGCUGUAAGAGCAAAUGUACAUUUCUUGAACGGGGAUGGUGGAUUCAUUGAUGCUUCAUGUAUUGCCGUCAUGGCUGGCCUAAUGCAUUUUAAAAAACCCGAUAUUACAAUAGAUGGAAAUAACAUUAUUGUACAUCCAGUUGAAGAAAGAGAACCCGUGCCAUUGGGCAUAUUACAUGUUCCAAUCUGUGUCACGUUUUCAUUUUACAAUCCACAAGACACUGAAGCAAAUAUUAAAGGCGAAAACAAUUCAGAGAUCGUUAUAAUUGAUGCCACUUUAAAGGAAGAACUAAUGAGAGAUGGUGUUUUGACUGUCACACUAAAUAAAAAUAGAGAGGUUGUUCAAGUUUCAAAAGCUGGUGGCUUACCAAUGGAUGCAAUAACUUUAAUGGAUUGUUGUCAUAAAGCGUAUGGUAUCACCGAAAGGAUAACGGAUCAAAUUAUUAAUGCCAUCAAAGAAGAUUAUAAAACAAGAAAUAAAUAUGCCUCUAUAUUAAGUUCAGAAAAUGACAGAUACACAUAA